Linum trigynum is the source of this 2113-nucleotide messenger RNA. NCBI's taxonomy places the organism in Eukaryota, Viridiplantae, Streptophyta, Magnoliopsida, Malpighiales, Linaceae. The record is from the annotation of a GenBank genome assembly.
CGUAUCCAUUUUCAAUUCGCUCCUUCGCUGCAGCUGCAUCAUCAAUUUCAACUGCCCUCCCCAGGAGAAGAAUAAAAACAUAUGAAAAGGACAAGAAAAAAAAAGAAAAAAAAACAACAAUAAAGGGGGAGAAAGCCGGAGAGGGACGCAAGCAAUCAUACACCGGAAGGGGAGAAGUGGUGAUUCGAAUUUCCGCCAUUGAAGCAAUCCUUGCUCUGCUCACCCAUCCUUGUAAGUUUCCCAAAAACAAAACCCUAGAAAAGCCACUCCAUUUCCAUUCCCUGCAAUUCCGUCUUUCCCUUGUCUAUCCUGGGGUUUUUUUUUUUUGUUUUACUCAAAUUAACGCCACUCACAUCACGUCUUCAUCUCCUUCCUAGUAUUUACCGCCUCGGCCUGCAAAUGAUUAUUGGAGCAUAGGGCUCCGCCAACAAGAAGAUUCGAGGUGCAAAAAGGGUAAAAAAAAAAAAAAAAGACCCAAACCAUGAAGUCGUUGCUGCCCAAGGUUUAAGGCAUCGUAGGCUUUGGUGUUGAAUUGGGGGAAGAGAAACGGAAAGGAAAGAGAGGAAUGGAAGUUGAUGGAGUGUAUGCUUCAGUUGAUCCCACUGUCGUCCGAUCAAUUCCGAUACAGUCACGCCGGCAGAGAGCUUUACAUCAAUUCACACAGCAGACUCUCCCAGCUUGUAAGCCUGUACUGACACCAGCAUCGGUGAUUACAACAUUUUUCUUGUUGGGCCUUAUUUUUGUGCCUGUUGGAUUUAUCACUCUUCGUGCUUCUCGUAGUGUCGUUGAGAUUGUGGAACGGUAUGAUGCAGAUUGUCUGCCCGAGGAAUUUAGAGGCAACAAGAUGUCUUAUAUUGCAGACAGUUCUAUUCCAAAAAAUUGUUCCAGGACAUUGAAGGUGCCCAAGAAUAUGAAAGCCCCAAUUUAUGUUUAUUAUCAACUUGACAACUACUACCAAAACCACCGAAGGUAUGUCAAAAGUAGAAGUGAUACGCAGCUUUUACGAGGACUACAAACCAACGACACGAGUCUUUGCAGACCUGAAGAGUUUGCAAAUGGUCAUCCCAUUGUCCCUUGUGGAUUAGUAGCAUGGAGUUUAUUCAAUGACACAUUCACAUUUUCGCGAGGGGCAUCGGAAUUGAGAGUCGAUCGAAAGAACAUAGCAUGGAGGAGUGACCGUGAUCACAAGUUUGGGAAGGAUGUAUAUCCCUACAAUUUCCAAAAUGGGAGUAUUAUCGGCGGUGGAAAGCUAGAUCCAACUGUCCCUCUAAGCGACCAAGAGGAUUUUAUUGUAUGGAUGCGCACAGCGGCCCUUCCAAGCUUCAGAAAGUUAUAUGGGCGAAUCGAAGUGGAUUUAGACAUGGACGAGGAGAUAACAGUGGACCUAAUGAACAACUACAAUACAUAUAGCUUUGGUGGGAAGAAGAAGAUUGUGCUUUCGACCACGAGCUGGAUCGGUGGAAGGAAUGACUUCAUUGGGUUUGCAUUCAUGUUUGUUGGCUCAUCGUCAAUACUCCUGUCACUGGUCUUCAUGCUGCUUCACGUCAAGAACCCCAGGACUUAUGGAGACGCUGCUUACUUGGCCUGGAACAAAAAGGGCAUUUCUGGUUGAUUCUUGUGUUACUACAUUCUCUUAGUGCAAACGGCCGAAAUGACCAUGGAAAUCUGGCGGCGUUGUCUGGUUCAACAACUGAGAAAUGAGUUGCAGAGUCAGCUGCGAUGGCAUUUUAGGGAUAUCUGGGAAUGGGUACAUCUUCAUCUGCUAAAUGGAACAGAGAGAAGCAUCCAUUGAUUAGAUUUGGCGGCACUUUUUGUACCAUACCAUUUGUUCUUAUGCUGCCCAACAACCGGCCGAGCAUUAUUGCUUCUGUUGUAUUUUGUUUUUACGUCUUUGCCACCUCACUUUUAACAGGGGGCUUUUGAUGGUGGCGGCUGGGACCGAAGAACGUGCUUUGGUCCCUUCCUUCGGUUGCUUUAUAAACCUUUUGCCUUCUGUUGGUGUGGAUUCGUUUCCUAGUAUUGUUAACAGUUGGACGUGUACAAGAUUCCAUAUGACUAAUUGUGCAUUGGUCAAAGAGGAAGAACAACAGAUGAAGAAACGUGUAUCCUGGUG